Molecule: messenger RNA, 1851 nt
Organism: Leptomonas pyrrhocoris
Lineage: Eukaryota; Euglenozoa; Kinetoplastea; Trypanosomatida; Trypanosomatidae
Exons: 1
Coding region: 172-1851 (559 amino acids)
Source: RefSeq, a predicted model, not a curated record
AGUUCUUUUUUGUUCUUCGAAUUGCGCACAAGGAAGUACUGUUCAUUACGUAACUCGACGUUGCUCUCGCUGCUGGCGUCGACAGUUGCACCUUCCUCCUUACGAAGAGAGACAGAAUCGUUUCUACACUCCCUACACGGCAAUAGCAACUCUAACAACAACAAAAGAAAAAUGCUAUGCGUGAAGAAAAUCGUAUUGAUCGACCGUGCAGAACCGGAGACGCUGUGGACCUACAACCUGAAAAAACAGUGGAGCUAUGGUGACAUGAUUGCGGUACGCGUGCACGACGCGAACGCGCGUGUCCUUGGGUCGACCAUCCCCAUGCCGUUUGCCGCCGCACAGGAAGGCCAAGCAGAGUGGGGGGUGUCGUGGAUCGACGAGGACCCCGUUGAGGCGUCGGAGCAGCCCGCGGAGAGCGGCGGAGCGGAGUCUGGCGCGGCAUCGUACGCUGCAGACGACACCGACGGAGAGGACGUAUCGCCUGCGCAGCCGCACGAGGCGCGUUCAGAAAACACGGUAGCGACGCCGCACAACGUCGACAUGGCAGAGGGACACGAGCCACCGCCGUCACUCCCUGCUCAGCAGAGCGGGGAAGAUGCACCAUCACCACCAGCGCCCGACACCGCUUCGGAAGGUGCUGCAGCGCGCCCUCCGCCCGUCGAUACAUUAUCAGAGAAUGGACACCUGCCUUCCGCAACCGCUGCUGAAAAAGCCGCGGAAGAAACGAGCGAGAACGGCGAUGGGGCAGGCGCACAGGUCAAUGACGGCUCCGCUGGCCUUUCGGCCAGUACCGGCGCAGCUGCAGCAGCAGGUGCAGGUGCAGGUGCAUCUCACUCUUCCGAGUCUCCUCCUUCCACCCCCAUCCCUAAUGGAACCUCGAAUGCUGCUGCUGCUGCCGCGGCCCAUAAUGCACCCGGAAGUUUACAGGGUGAGGGAGGCAUCCCCCGAGCUGUCACCCACUCCCCUGUCAGCCCGGCAACGCCAUCGAAUCCGCAGCCCGCUGUGCGUCGGCCCAGUUUCAGCAGCUGUGUUCCCAUCAACAUUGCGCAGGCCGCGAAGGGGCCACUGCUGCUUGAAGUGAUCACCGCCACUGGCACAAAGCUGGCCGUCAAGGAGGCGGAUGUGCAGGCCAUCCUCGGCGAGGACGUCUUGGGAGCCCCUGUUGUGCACCACUACGCUAUUGUGAUGACUCCCUUGAAAGCGAAGCCGAAGAAAGAACAGGACAGUACCGUGUACGCCGUGCUGGAGUUUAGUGUCGUGGUGGGGGCCACCGACGGCGAUACCGCCAUUUCCAUGGCCGCCAAUACGCGCUACGCGCCUGUGCCCACUGAGCUGGAGGUGGGAAGCACGUGCGCCGUCUCGACGCGCACCUUCUACUUCCCGCCCAAGUUUCUCACCGGCAGGGGGGAGUAUAUUGUCACCAACGUGUUGUGCGUAGAAAGCCGCUCCGACAACCCUGUCCAACUGGAGGUGGCAUUGCCAGAGGAACUGAAGAAGGUUGGCGUGCUUCCGGACAAAAAAGGCGUUAUCAACCGCAAAGGCCAGCGAGUGUUCUUCACCUUUACGUGGAACGUGUUUGACGCCUACGUGGACGUGGACGCGGGCAAAGACAGCGACGCAGACCGCAGCACCGUCGGCCUUCACGUUCUGAUCCGCGACGGCACCGAGAACAAGGUGCCGGUAGAGAUCGCAUUUGUGGGGGACCUUCCGUCAGCCACGGCGGAGAGUACGGGUCCUUUUAUGUUCUACGUGAACCACGCGAAGGUGUCGAAUGUCGCGUGUUGUUCGACCGAUGAAGCCAUUUUGGAUGAUAUUUUACCCAUCUCCCUCGUGACACGAGCUGGAGUGUAA